Pistacia vera is the source of this 713-nucleotide messenger RNA. RefSeq names its product F-box protein PP2-A15-like. NCBI's taxonomy places the organism in Eukaryota, Viridiplantae, Streptophyta, Magnoliopsida, Sapindales, Anacardiaceae. Gene Ontology annotation, molecular function: protein binding. The transcript has 2 exons. The coding region runs from base 240 to 677 and encodes 145 amino acids. The record is from RefSeq and is a predicted model, not a curated record.
CCUCAUUUUCUCUAAAACUUUCCCGGAAAAAAGAAACAAAGAAAAAAAAUGAGACACGAGUCCGAGGAAGCACUCUUGCUUUCUCCCUAACCAAACACCCUCUCUCUUCCUCUUACUUCAGUCUCGCUUCAGCAGCACAAUCAUGACUUGACAAAACCAACGACACGACACACAACACACAAAGACAACCAUAACAACCCCAACUUAAAGCUCCAAUAACAACAACAAACAGAGACAUCAUGGGCGCGUCGCUAUCGAACCUUACUGAUAACGGUGCGACCAUGGGUCCGGGACUGGGGGACAUACCGGAGAGCUGCGUGGCGUGCGUGUUUUUGUACUUGACUCCACCAGAGAUUUGUAAUCUCGCCAGAUUAAACCGCGCUUUUCGAGGUGCGGCGUCUUCCGACUCUGUUUGGGAAAAGAAGCUUCCGCCUAAUUAUCAAGAUCUGCUCUGUUUUAUGCCUCCUGAACGCUAUCAAAAUUUGUCUAAAAAAGACAUUUUUGCCCUCCUCUCUCGUCCCGUUCCCUUUGAGGAUGGAAAUAAGGAAGUGUGGAUAGAUAGAGUUACGGGAAGAGUUUGCAUGUCAAUAUCGGCAAAAGCGAUGGCCAUAACGGGAAUUGAAGAUCGCAGAUAUUGGAAUUGGAUUGCUACUGAAGAAUCUAGGUUAUCCGUUUAAGCUUACAAUUACAAGCUUUAGUUUAUUGAAUGUGUC